This is a messenger RNA of Galleria mellonella (greater wax moth), 1623 nucleotides long. Its product is annotated as zinc finger protein weckle-like. Bases 271 to 1566 code for a protein of 431 amino acids. The record is from RefSeq and is a predicted model, not a curated record. Lineage: Eukaryota; Metazoa; Arthropoda; Insecta; Lepidoptera; Pyralidae. Gene Ontology annotation, molecular function: zinc ion binding. Gene Ontology annotation, cellular component: nucleus. The transcript has 5 exons.
AUCUUACACAGACCUAUGAUACAUAGUAAAUAUUAAUGUAUGAUCAAUUUAUGUAGGUACAAACAAGAGGCGAUACUUUCAUACUGGCCACCAUUCGAUACGUAAUAAAAACUAAACAAUCAUGGCCUUGCCACAUUCACCAAAAUUAUCAGAUUAAGUAGAAAAAUUGAUUCAAAAAUAAUAUUUUUGUCAUGAUAAAUCAUAUAAAUCAAGAGCACUAUUUUACACGAUUUUAUAAUAGCGUGCAAUAUUUUUUUUUAAAUCAACAGUAUGAAUGACUUCGCAAAUUUAGAAAAGACGAUAGUGCGUGAAUUGUCAUGUCGUUUGUGUUUGUGCAACGAUGUUGUGAAACUCAAGCCACUUAAUGCCGAAGUGAAACGGAAAAUUAAGAGAUUCUUCGAUAUUAUUAUCCGUACAGAUGAUAACCUCCCAAAAGCAAUAUGCCACGAUUGUCUACAACAAGUAAGCUUGAUUCAUCUUUAUACCAUUAAGGUCGAAAGAACACAGAAAUUCCUCGAUUUUCAUAAAAUGAAAAACAUUGAAGAAAAACGAGAUCAACAAACUAACGAUAACAAAAUGCAACCCGCAAUAACACAAUUGACGCACGACUUUAAAGAUACAAAUAAAAAAAUAAACAAUCUACCUAAAUCACCACCCACAGAAUUCCAGCAAGGUGACGCAAAACCAACGAAACAGAUAAUCCCAAAAAAUAAAUCUCCAUCGGAUAUGAAAUUCAUGGAAGCAAUGCCUCUAGAAGAAUUUGCAAAGACAGAGAGUGUAGACAAAUCUUUGCUAAACAGCACCUCAUCAGCCAAUAAGACACCCGUACAGAAUGUUAUCACAAAGGAAGCAAGUAAAAAAGGCACUAGUACAUCACAAUCAAGAGAUUUAGUGAACGACCCUUUGGAUCCUGUAGUUCUAAUAAACGGCAGACCCGCCAAACAGGGAGCCGCUCUUGAUAAACAAAUUACGCUAUUUUACAAAAUGGAAUGUUGUAUUUGCCACGAGAAGGGUUUUAAUUUUAGAUCAUUAAUGAAACAUUAUAAAGAUCGUCACGGUGUACCUGGCUACGUAACUUGUUGCGAGAAAAAAUUCCAUUACUUCUAUCCGAAGAAGAUUAUCGAGCACAUGGCGUUCCAUCUUCAACCAAACAUAUUCAUGUGUCCAAGUUGCCAUCAAAAUUUUCAAUCAUCACAAGAACUUAUUGACCAUCAGAGCAAUGGGGGACGAUCAGAUGGCAAGAUAAUCUGCCCACGGUGCUCGGAACGGUUUCCCACCUACCACGAACUUGGCUGGCAUGUUAUUACACACCGCACCGAUAAACAGCAGUGUGAUUAUUGUGGUAAAAUUUUGAAACAUCACCAUCGCAAAAAGACUGUGAAUCAAAUGGAAAAUGUCAUACUGUGUUCACAAUGUGUCCGAACAUUAAAAAAUAUUGAGAAACAAGAAAAAGACAUCAAAGAAAAAUUGAAAGUAAAGAACAACGACGCAAUUACAUUGCAAAAGUAUCAGAAAUUUAGGCAGGCUAUGGGACUAUCUGGCGAUGAGGAAUCAUCAACCGAUUGAUGCGUAAAAGAUAUAAAAAAAUAGUAACUUAAGCAAACAUUCGAUUAAAUUGGUUAA